This is a messenger RNA of Lucilia sericata (common green bottle fly), 1631 nucleotides long. Its product is annotated as glycine-rich cell wall structural protein-like. The record is from RefSeq and is a predicted model, not a curated record. The transcript has 3 exons. Bases 199 to 1479 code for a protein of 426 amino acids. Lineage: Eukaryota; Metazoa; Arthropoda; Insecta; Diptera; Calliphoridae.
GCUCAUUUGAACAUAAAAUGUUGUAUCUCUUUGCAUAAUCUCGUUGUUAAACGCUCGUAGUGUUGUCUGAAGUUUGUAGUAUAAAAGUUGGUGCAAAUUUUGAAAAUAUCAUUAGUUAUCUAAACACAGUUUGGAACUACAGUUUGGUUAGCUUCGUCUACACAAUUUGAUUUUAAAUUAAGCAUAAAUUACAACAAAAUGAAGGUUUUCGUAUGCCUGUUUGCUUUAGUGGCUGUUGCCCAAGCUGGAUUUUUGGGCCUUGGCGGUGGUAGCUCCGGUGGCUACAGCUAUGGUGUUGGUGGUGGUCACUCUGGUGGCUACUCCGGUGGUCACUCAGGUGGCUACUCCGGUGGUCAUUCCGGUGGCUACUCCGGCGGUCACUCCGGUGGUUACUCUGGCGGUCACUCCGGUGGCAGCAGCGCUUCUAUUAUCAAGGUAGUCCAUGAAGGUGGUCAUGAUGCUGGUUUCGGUGGUGGCUUCGAUGGCGGUUACAGCGGUGGUUUCGAUGGCGGCUAUGGCGGUGGUCAUGGUGGUGUUGAAGAUGUCAAAAUCGUUAAAGUCAUCUCUCACGGUUCCUCUGGCGGUCAUGGUGGCUUCUCUUCCGGCGGUCAUGGUGGUUUCUCUGGCGGUCAUGGUGGUUUCUCCGGUGGUCAUGCUGGCGGUGAUGUCAAAAUCGUUAAAGUAGUCCAUGAAGAUGGUGGUUUCGCUGCUGGCGGUCACGGUGGCUUCUCUGGUGGUGAUGCUGGCUACUCUUAUGGUGGUGGUUUCUCCUCUGGUGGUCAUGGUGGUUUCUCCUCCGGUGGUCAUGCUGGCGGUGAAGUGAAAAUCGUUAAGGUCGUCAGUGGUGGUAGCUCCGGUUACAGUGGCGGCAGCAUUGGUGGCGGUUGGUCCUCUGGUGGUCACGGUGGUUGGGCAUUUGUUGCUGUUUUGGCUGUUGCCAGCCUUUUGGCCACAGCUAAUGCUGGUUUUUUGGGAUUAUUAGGUGGCCUUAAAGGAGCUCUCGUUGGCGGCGGCGGUGGCUAUGGUGGUGGUGGUGGCGGCGGUUAUGCCAGCAGCUAUGGCUAUGGCGGUCACGGUGGUGGCGGCUACGGCGGUGGUGGCUACGGAGGUGGUGGCUACGGCGGUGGCGGCUACAGCGGUGGUGGCGGUCAUGUCGAUGUUUACAAAGUUAUAACUACAACUUCCCACGGAGGUGGCGGCUAUGGCGGUGGCGGCUACGGCGGUGGCGGCUAUGGAGGAGGUGGCUAUGGUGGAGGCUAUGGUGGCGGCUAUGGUGGCGGCUAUGGUGGCGGCUAUGGAGGCGGCUAUGGAGGCGGCCAUGGUGGUGGCGGUCAUGUUAAUGUCUAUAAAGUCAUUACAACUUCUAGUGGUGGUGGCGGCUAUGGUGGCGGCUAUGGUGGCGGCUACGGUGGCGGCUACGGUGGCGGCUACGGUGGCGGCUACGGUGGUGGCCAUGGUGGCUGGAAAUCCAGUUGGUAAACCACCUCCAGUUAAUUCAAUUUUAUAAAAUAAGACAAACGAUAAUUAAAACCAAUAAAGCUUAAUCAUUGCCCAAUUAUCAUAAAAACUGCAUAUCUAUCGAUCUUCUUUAGAAAAAAUUCCACAAUAAGAAAUCAAUAACGUUCAUACAA